UGGAUCAAACGCUGUGGUUCCUCCAGUCGCACUGACUGAGCUCAGGCUGCUCUCACGGGUUCUCCUCUGUCUGGAUACCUCAGCCCGGCUCCUUCUCCUUUGUACAUUUCCUUCUCUGGAUUAUAUUCGUCUGAUGGUUUUCAACUACACCUCGAUGCAUAGAAAUGGGUAAACUGCACUCCAAACAUGCCGCUAUUUGUAAACCGAGGGAGAGUCCAGAAGGCGGCAGUUUCGUAGUGAACGCGUGUUUGGCGCGGAAGGGACUGGACGACUGGCUCGUGAAGCAGAAGUACUACUGCACGAGCUCUCGCCUCGAGCGGCAGGACUGUCACCACAGGGGAAGCUGCGGCUUGACGGCACGGGGCUCCAUGGUUGAAACAUGCGCUGAGGGGAUCGGUGAUGAACAUUACCGCUUAGAAGUGGCUUUACCCCCGGAGAAGACAGGCAGCUGCUGUGUGGAGGAGAAGAUGCAGGACAGGGACAGCCAAUCUCCCGCAGGGCCACAGAAACAGCUCCAGUUUGAAGAGUUGGAGUGUGCCGUGUCUGUGGAGGAGGAUAACAGGCAGGAGUGGACUUUCACCCUCUACGACUUUGACAACAACGGCAAAGUCACCAGAGAGGAUAUCACCAGCCUGCUGCACACCAUCUACGAGGUUGUGGACGCCUCCGUCAACCAUUCUCCCAGCAGCAGCAAGACGCUGAGGGUCAAGCUCUCUGUGGCUCCCGAUUCCAGCCAGCGGUGGAGGAGCUGUACGCAGGGUGCAGCAGAGUUGUCCCACCCCAGAGAGAAAAAUGACAAGUGUAUAGAAGACCCCAAGAGUGCAGACAAGAAGAGUCGAGCACUCCUAAGGCGCCACCACAGUGACCACCACACCCAGCCGGGCUGCCAGCGCCACUGUGUGGAUGAGAACCUGGAACGCAGGAACCACUACUUGGACCUGGCAGGCAUCGAAAACUACACGUCCCGCUUUGGAGCCGCUCCAGUCCCAGAGCCGACAAAGGCAGAGCCCCAGACCCGCUCGUCCAACCAAACUCGCUCUCGCUCCCACGAACCGGAAAACGGCCACUCCCAUUCCCACCAUCGCCGCUUGCCGACCGUUGUGGACACUGUCGCCCCAGACAACCUCCACCCUCCCCGGCCGCGAGGCCAAGACUCAGGGAAACAUGCCAUCCGUUCUCCCAAGUCCCACAGCCGCACACCUCCUGCACAGACCAGUGGCAGGGUGAUGAGAAGCCGAGGUGUUCCUCCUCCCCCUGCCCUGCCCAGCCAGACCCCUCCUCACCAGUCUGCAGCGCCCUACCGCAAGCACAAGCAGCGGUCCAAGGAGAGCCAGGGCUACCGUGCCUUAGGCCCUCUGGCGGCUUCGGGACCAGUGGUGGAGAAGGAGCAGGUGAGAAACCUGCCCAGCGUGCUGCUAUAUGAGGGGGGGCUUGCGCAAGUGGUGCAGCGGCACGAGCACCAUCACCACCACGAACACCAUCACCACUACCACCACUUUUAUCAGUCCUGAAUUUCCACUCUGCCUGGGACAGCUCAGCACUCCUGCAGCCCCACAUACCGCAGCCAGACCUGCAGACACUGACUUGCAGUGGCCUUCCUCCUCAAACACUGUGCAGUCCAGUGGCGUUGUAGUUGACAUGGGACAAGGGGAGGAGAUGGGGGUCACUGGAGGGGCGAUCCUGUACUGAGGUGGGAACAACCAGUGUUAGAAAGAGGUUGGUCAGACAAACAGAAGCUUGGGUAUGCAGCAGGACUGAGGAUCACAGCUGGGGAUGGAGAGGAGGGAUGGAGGGACAGAUGUGAUAAACAGCUCAGAAGCUCCUCUCCCCUCUGACCUGGUGUCCCACUACCUGAUGAACUCUACGGCUCCAAACCAGCACCACAACCCUUCCAGACCACUAAGCCCAAAGGUUUCUAAGGAACAGGAGGGAAGACAGGAGGAAAGACUGGUGUAAAGAUGAAAAUAUAUGAAGGAAUAUAGGUGGUAGGAGAGCAGGGCAUAGCAAGAGUGUAUGCGUGUGCUGAAUAUUGUUUGAAUGUGUGGGCGUAGCAAGAGAGUUUGUGUGUGUGUGGAAUAUUGUUUGAAUGUGUGGGUGUAGCAAGAGUGUGUGUGUGUCUGUGUGUGUGUGAGUGUCACGACACUGGUGUCUGUUGAAAACCACUUGAGAAGUGCGCUCAUGGGUGCGUGAUUAUUUAAAGCUGACUGUCAGGCAGGUUUUUGAAGAUGAAGAUUCUGAUCUGAGCACGCAAUACCCCGUCAGCAAGUUUAAUGGGAAGGAAAAUGCUGAAAUGUUAUCAAGUAAAAAAAAAAAAAGAAGAUCCCAAAUCCGCUGCUACCUCUAAUUUUCUCCUAAUUGUUGUUAUAAUGGUGACUUUGACUAAGCAUUCAGAGGUUAUUUUCAAAUUACUUGGAAACAUUUUUUUGAAAGAAUAGGAAUUGUGUCACAAUCUGUUGUACUGAAGUGUCGAGAAGCUCCUUACUUUUAUUAACUAAUAUUUACUGUACAUAAGGUAUAUAUUGUUAUCAAUUUUACAAGCUUUAUUGAUAAUGUGAUAUCUUUGUAUUCACUAUCUGAUGCUCUUGUUUGCUUUCCUACUCAGCCGUAUUUUAUAAGACCACUAGGAGCCCCCGUUUGACAAGAAUGUGUAUUUCUCACUCAUUCUCUCUCUGCUUCGACUCUCUAUGCCAUUGGAUGUGAUAUGUAAACGUGACCAAGUAAUUAUGGCUGAAUGAGUGAAAUCCCAACUCUCAACAGUGCUGCAGAAUCGUUCAGUAGUGUUCAUGGUACAUGGCUGUACUUUAAAAAACAUAUCAAAGCAUAAUAAUGGGGUUUAGUUCAUGUGAGCUUAGCUGUAAUUGAGCGGCCUUUGUGUAGAUGUUAUAUCUGCAUUAAAGCUAAGAAUAUCAUCAGCCUUAACCCAUUGAAAUGCAAAAACUAUAAAGCUUUUGUUAAGUUCCUGGAACCAAAAGGUCAAUUCAUUUUGAAAUGGUCAGCAGUUAAAUCCCAUAUCUUUAGUCCCAUCAACACUUAAAUACAGAAUAAGAGAAUGUCUGUAGCUGUGUAAACCAGUUAUUUCUCAGGCCUUCUUGCCUAUUUUGCAUAAGCUGAAACCUUGUCACACCCAGCCAAUCAGAUGUUGGUGUAUAUAUUUAUCAGUAUGGAGUUUGACCUUUUUUUGACAAGUUAUUUAUGUCAAGAAAUGCUGAGCGUGCAUUUAAGUUUUCACGAGUGCCCCGCUUUAGAUCCAAGCAGAUUCACAUUCACAUCCACGGAGUUGUCACGUGCCACGAUAUUCUUUUUGGACUGUGUGACUUUAAGGCCAGCACUUUCUCCAGCAGUUCUGUUGUCUGGCCCCUGGCACUGAGGUCACAUGGCUCCUCCCUGUGUUUCCAGCUGUCAGCAGGUCUUUCUUCUUUCAGCUGUCUCAUUCCUCUGGUGCUGGAUGACACUGGGCCCGGCCCGCAGUCUCCGCAAGACCCAUAACUCACCGCUGCUGCUCUCCUGCCAACAGGGACUGUCUGCUUGUCCUGUCCCAUGAUGCUCUGCGGGCGCUGCAGUAAACAUGCAGAGGUCGAUGGGACCAGCAUGCAAAGAAAAAAAGUGUUUUUACCUGCGUCACAUCUGGUCUGACAGAGGCAGCGGAGUGAAGUGUUCCCCAGGACUGUUUUUCCUACUGAUAAUCUACAGCACUUUCCUGUUUCUUCUUUGUAGUGGAGUAUGUUUCUCAACCUUUGGAGCAAUGAGAGUUUAAGUGCCUCGCUCCAAGGUAGCCCACCCAUACAGAGGGGAGAACACAUUCUCGUUAGCAGGCUUCAUUCCCAAACAAUCCAGGAGACUGUAGGAUUCUGUCGCAGGCACGUGUGUUUUUGUGAUGAGCAAGAAUGCAUUGUAUGCCAGACUUGUCCUCCGCACUGAGAUGUCCUCUCACAGCUGCAGGCUGUCCUUUAGCGGGAGGCACCAGUCAGACGGGUCAUCUCACGGGACCCAGUGGUUAAAACGGCGUCAUUCCCCGAGGAAGAUCACAGCUGCGCUCCAUACCUCAGCUUCUUAACCUCACACUGCUUUUCCUGGACGAGUCCUCACCACUGGACCCCUCAUAACACUGUAGCUCCUGUCGAUUCUUUCACCUCUUCUGAAAUAAGUGUAGAUACUGAUGUAUGGCUCUAAAUAUAAGCAGUGUGGAAUAAGGUGACUGUUUGUCCAGCAGGGAGGUCUGAUUCACGAGUUGAGCAAAGGCGAAUGAAGGGAAUUGGCUAAAAAGAUCAGUCAGACCAACAGUCAAGUUUAAUUUGUUUUUAUUUCUUUCAGCCAGAGUUUAACUACAGACACAUUGCUCUUGUUAAUUCCCUGCCUCAUAUGCAUAGAGUAACCUGAAGUCACACUAGAACCUAACAACUACUCUAUAAACUACAAAUGUACUUUCAUACCUUUGGCCACAAAGCACUGUCACAGGAGCAACAAGGGAUGUUUUGCUUUUCUCAAGAGAACCUCAACAGCAUUUAUUUAGGGUUGUGAAAACCGUAACCUCCCACUGCCACUAUCCCUCUCCUGUCUCAUCACAUCAUGGAAAUGUAUCUAUAUUUUGAGAGAAAAAAAGAUCAUGUGCUGGCGUUUUUUUCAUUUUACCAGCAGCCAAGUUGUCAGCCAUCCUGUUUAAAUCUACAUUUUAUUUUGUUUGCCAUUAUGAUGCGAGAGCAGGUGUAACUUUAAACCUUCAAAUUAUGAAUGUCUCCAUUUGGAACACAAAAGUCAAAUCAUGUCACACAAUCUUCUGUCCUGUUGUAUAGGAUAUCCAGAGCCACAUGUCCAUGUUACUACAGUAUUUAAUGCUCCACUAAUAUCAAUGUGUAUCAACAUUUUCUAAAAAAUCUGAUGUAUAUAGUGGACUACAGAGGUUAAACCAGCAUCAUGUAGAAAGAAAUUAAGUCUUAUUUGUAAUUGAUGACUGUCAAGCUAUCUCACUUGCCUACUGUCAGCUAGUACUCAUAAUGCAGUAUCCGCCACACCAAUCUGACUCAGCAGGGAGGAAUAACUCUCCACCACAAGCUGUUUGUGCCCACACACAGACACUUGGUAUUUGUUGUAAAGGAAAAUUGUUUAGCACUAGCUAUUCUUUCCCUUUCCCCCCUUCCUCCUAUUGUUUUUCAUGACUUUGUUUAGUUGAGAUAGAUUGUAUUUGAUUAAUUGCUCUAUUUAUUUGAUAGCAGAUCUGUGCCAAGGGAAAUACCCUUUUAUUAAAGUAUGAACCUGUUCCUUAUAAACUGACUGACUUAUCGAGUCAUUUCAUUUCAGUUUUCACCAGUAGUAUGUGUAUUGGUGUGCAGAUUUGCACAGUGCAUGUGUAUUUAUAAUAAACAUUAUUUUGAAAUAA
Messenger RNA from Hippoglossus stenolepis (Pacific halibut), 5374 nucleotides. RefSeq names its product NKD inhibitor of WNT signaling pathway 1 (gene nkd1). Gene Ontology annotation, molecular function: calcium ion binding. Gene Ontology annotation, cellular component: cytoplasm. The record is from RefSeq and is a predicted model, not a curated record. Gene Ontology annotation, biological process: negative regulation of Wnt signaling pathway. NCBI's taxonomy places the organism in Eukaryota, Metazoa, Chordata, Actinopteri, Pleuronectiformes, Pleuronectidae. Bases 165 to 1511 code for a protein of 448 amino acids. The transcript has 10 exons.